Molecule: messenger RNA, 2769 nt
Organism: Vitis riparia (riverbank grape)
Lineage: Eukaryota; Viridiplantae; Streptophyta; Magnoliopsida; Vitales; Vitaceae
Product: protein NPGR2-like
Molecular function (GO): protein binding
Source: RefSeq, a predicted model, not a curated record
UUUUCUUCCAUGAUGUUGAAUGGGUCUGCUCUUCUUUUCACUUUGGUGGCCAAAAUCAUGUUUUUUGAUGAUUUAUCAUGUGGGUGGUGGUGAAUUCAUCUGGGCGUGGAUAGAUUUUUGUGGGUUGUUGAAUCUUUUUUCCCCUCUUUUCGCACACGGGGUGUGACCAUCAUGGUUUUCAAGGGUAGUAGCUUGAUGAUGUUUGUGAAUCAAUGAAGUGGGGUUGCAGAAUUGUAUGUGGGUUGUCGAUUUCAAGGGGUAAUUGGGAUGUUCCAAUUCUGGAUUUUAGGGUUUUAGGCUAGUUUCUUUUUUCUUUUUCUUUUUCCUUAAAUCAAGUUGAUUUGGAAGCUGGCAUUAAAUAUUGAUUAGCUUUUUGUACCAGCUUCAUUUUCCUGACAAAAAGAAUUUUAAGUGCAAGAGAACGGUAUGACAAGUAAGAAUUGGAUGAACAAGAGAGGAUUCAGCAUUAGAGGCAGGUUGAGGAAGAUGAUGAAGUGCAUUUGUUCAGAGCAGUUAAGAGUGGAUGAAAUAAUUCCUUCGUCGGAGUCUCUGGCGACCCGGGACUAUUCUGCAAGUGGAUACUCUUCUCGAGCUGGUGACAAUGAAAGGAAGCCCGAUACAAGCAACAUUGAGGAAGCAGAGUCAUCUCUUCGGGAAAGUGGUUUUUUGAACUAUGAGGAAGCAAGAGCUUUAUUAGGAAGGCUUGAGUAUCAAAAAGGAAAUAUAGAAGCGGCUCUUCAUGUAUUUGAAGGAAUAGACAUUGCCGCUGUAACUCCCAAGAUGAAGCUCUCCAUUGCUAGAAGGUGCGAACUGCACAGACGCCGUUCACAAAGUGAGGCUAUCCCACCUAUGUCCAUGCAUGCUGUUAGUUUACUUAUUGAAGCAAUUUUCCUCAAGGCAAAAUCACUGCAGGCUCUUGGGAGAUUUGGAGAAGCUGCUCAAUCAUGCAAAGUUAUUCUGGACACUGUUGAAUCUGCAUUACCUGAAGGCUUGCCUGAGAACUUUGGUACUGAUUGUAAAUUGCUGGAGACUCUGAACAAGGCUGUUGAGUUGCUUCCUGAGCUUUGGAAACUUGCUGGUUCUCCCCAAGAAGCAAUCCUGUCAUAUCGGCAGGCCCUCCUCCAUAAUUGGAAUCUUGACAUGGAAACCACAACAAAGAUAGAAAAGGAAUUUGCAAUAUUUCUUCUGUAUAGUGGUAGUGAUGCAAGUCCUCCAAAUCUUCGUUCCCAGAUGGAAGGCUCCUUUGUACCAAGGAACAAUAUAGAAGAGGCUAUUCUUCUGUUAAUGAUUCUGCUAAGAAAGUUUGUUCUCAAAAGAAUUGCAUGGGACCCAUCAAUCAUCGAUCACCUUUCAUUUGCUUUGUCUGUUUCAGGUGAGUUAAGGACUCUUGCCCAUCAGGUUGAACUCUUGCUUCCUGGAAUCAUGGAAAGAAAAGAAAGAUUUAGCACUUUAGCUCUUUGCUACCAUGGGGAAGGUGAGGAUAUGGUUGCUUUGAAUCUGUUGAGGAACUUGUUGAAUAACAGAGAUAACCCAGACUGCAUACUAGAAUUAUUGCUGGCUUCAAAAAUUUGUGGGGAGAAUGUUGAUUGCACAGAUGAAGGGACAGAUUAUGCUCACAAAGCACUUUCCAAGUUACAAGGAAGAUGCAAACAGAUGGCAAGUGUUGCCAAUUGCUUACUCGGUGUUUCAUUAUCUGCUAAAUCAAGAUCUUCUCCCUCUGAUUAUGAUAGGAUUCUGAGACAGUAUGAGGCACUUGAGGCACUAGAAACUGCUGAAAGAACAAUGAUAGAUAGGGAUCCGAAUGUUGUAUUCCAUCUUAGUCUAGAAAAUGCUGAACAGAGAAAGUUGGAUGCUGCACUUCAUUAUGCAAGGCAGCUGUUGAAAAUUGAGGCUGGGUCUAGUGUUAAAGGGUGGAUCCUUUUGGCUAGAAUAUUGUCUGCUCAAAAACAGUUUGAAGAUGCUGAGUGUGUAAUUAAUGCUGCUAUGGAUCAGACUGGGAAGUGGGAUCAAGGAGAAUUGUUGCGUACUAAAGCUAAACUCCAGAUUGCACAGGGCCGUUUAAAGAAUGCAAUAGAGACCUAUACUCAUCUUCUUGCUGUUCUUCAAGUUCGGAAUAAAAACUUUAGAGUUGGGAAGCAACUUCUGAAGAACAGGGCAAACCAUCACAGAAGGUUGGAAAUGGAAACAUGGCAUGAUCUAGCUAAUGUAUACACAAGCUUGUCACAGUGGCGGGAUGCUGAGGUCUGUCUUUCAAAAUCAAAGGCUAUUGGUUCUCAUUCUGCAUCUAGAUGGCAUUCAACAGGUUUACUGUGUGAGGCUAAGGGACUUCACAAAGAGGCAUUGAAAUCAUUCGGGAAAGCUUUGGAUGUUGAACCAUCCCAUGUCCCAAGCUUGAUCUCCACAGCAACUGUUCUGAGAAAGCUGAGCGACCAAUCAUUACCAGCUGUGAGAAGCUUUCUGACUGAUGCUCUCCGUAUCGACAGAACAAACCCUUCUGCAUGGUACAAUCUUGGGUUGGUAUGCAAAGCUGAGAUGGGUGCAUCGGCAGUGGAAGCUACCGAAUGUUUUGAGGCUGCAGCAUUUCUUCAAGAAACUGCACCAGUUGAACCCUUCAGAUGAUAUCUCUAUGCACCAUUUUCUCCAUAGAUUCAUGAAUGUAAAUUAUUUCAUGGAAAUGUGUUUCUCAACUCUCUCUUUAAUUUUGACAGUUCAAAAUGUAUUCAAAUAAGAAGCGUAAAAAGGAAAAGAAAUUUCCACUUCUAAUUUUCA